This is a messenger RNA of Dichotomopilus funicola, 597 nucleotides long. Its product is annotated as Ctr copper transporter family-domain-containing protein. Gene Ontology annotation, cellular component: plasma membrane. The transcript has 2 exons. Gene Ontology annotation, molecular function: copper ion transmembrane transporter activity. Gene Ontology annotation, biological process: copper ion transmembrane transport. Bases 1 to 597 code for a protein of 198 amino acids. NCBI's taxonomy places the organism in Eukaryota, Fungi, Ascomycota, Sordariomycetes, Sordariales, Chaetomiaceae. The record is from RefSeq and is a predicted model, not a curated record.
AUGGACACGGACAUGGGCAUGGGUGACAGCAGCGGCAGCACCGGGACCGGCACCAGCAGCGACGAGAUGCACAUGAGCAGCGGCCACUCCACAGUAUUCCAAAACACCAUGGCCACCCCGCUCUACUCAACAGCCUGGACGCCGGGCAACACUGGCACGUACGCGGCGACGUGCAUCUUCCUCAUCGUUCUGGCCGUGUUGUUCCGCGGCCUCCUGGCGUUCAAGUCGUGGCAGGAGCGGCGCUGGCUGGACGCCGAGUUGAACCGCCGGUAUGUGGUGGUCGCCGGCAAGACGCCACUGUCGGAUACGCUGGCCCGUGACGAGACCGCCCGCAAGAUGACGAUGGUGCUGGCGGAGAAUGGGAUCGAGGAGAAUGUGCUGGUUGUGAGGAACCAUGAGGCUGGGACCCAUUCCAGGCCGUGGAGGUUGAGUGUUGAUCCGGCGCGGGCGCUGAUUGAUACGGUUGUUGUGGGAGUCGGGUAUCUGCUCAUGUUGGCCGUGAUGUCGAUGAAUGUGGGAUACUUCCUCUCGGUUUUGGGAGGGACGUUCCUCGGGAGUCUUCUUGUUGGGAGGUUCAUUACGGUCGGCGAGCACUAA